Molecule: messenger RNA, 669 nt
Organism: Anolis sagrei ordinatus
Lineage: Eukaryota; Metazoa; Chordata; Lepidosauria; Squamata; Anolidae
Gene: MRPL54
Product: mitochondrial ribosomal protein L54
Cellular component (GO): mitochondrial large ribosomal subunit
Molecular function (GO): structural constituent of ribosome
Source: RefSeq, a predicted model, not a curated record
AUGACGGUUUGGGGAGAGUGGGAGAAUCAUUUGUGUGAUAAUGGACUCUUCAGGAAAGACUGGGGGGAGAGCACAGCAGGAACUACAUUUCCCAGGACGCUCUGCGCGGGCCUUGAUGUCUGUAACGCGCGGACGGUGACGUCACGUAAAGGCAUGGCUGCGUGCGGACUGGGGGCGAGGCUGGCUCUGCGGGGCCGGGGCUUCUUCUCCUCGCUGUGUCCCGGUGUCGGGCUCAGGGGCUACGCCAAGAAGGCCGUGACCAAGUCCAAGGGGAAAAGCGUCGCCAAAGAGGCCCUCCAAGGGCCCGAAGUCUGCAAGGACCCCAUCCUGCUCACCACCCACGCCAUGGGGGCCCACAUCUACAAGGAGGGCCCCCCAGUGACCCUCAAGCCAGAUGCUGAAUACCCAGAAUGGCUUUUCCAGAUGCAUAUUGGGCCCCUGAAGAAGCUGGAGGAGUUGGAUCCAGACACGCUGGAGUACUGGCGCCUGCUGCGGAGGCAAACCAUCCGUCAGCGGAACAAGGUGGGCAAAACCCGGCCAUUUUGAGCCCAAGAGAUUGGCAAGCAAAACUCACACGGACUCAAAAGGGGACUGAAUCUUUUGCCAUUGCUCUUCCUGCUCUUUGUCUUUUUUGGUGUGAAUGUCGACAAAUAAAGAGAGUUAUUCUGA